Oncorhynchus masou masou (cherry salmon) is the source of this 2357-nucleotide messenger RNA. RefSeq names its product protein N-lysine methyltransferase METTL21A-like. The record is from RefSeq and is a predicted model, not a curated record. The coding region runs from base 94 to 753 and encodes 219 amino acids. Gene Ontology annotation, cellular component: cytoplasm; cytosol. Gene Ontology annotation, molecular function: protein-lysine N-methyltransferase activity. The transcript has 3 exons. Gene Ontology annotation, biological process: peptidyl-lysine methylation. NCBI's taxonomy places the organism in Eukaryota, Metazoa, Chordata, Actinopteri, Salmoniformes, Salmonidae.
UUUUCCACUUCCUCAAAUCGUUCAGCGAGGUAUGAAUUUCAAGCUUACUAAAAGUUACAUAUUAUAUUACAUUUCCAUGGUCUUCUUUUGACUAUGGCGCUUGUACCAUAUGAUGGGAAUUAUUUGCCCGUGCUCUCAAAACUACAUAAUACGUCUGCAGAGUUCCGUUUUGCUGACCACAAUGUCAGACUAACCCAGGACUGGAAUAAACUCGGAGUAGCUGCUGUCGUCUGGGAUGCAGCGGUAGUGAUGUGUAUGUACCUGGAGCUGGGGCAGGUCGAGCUGACAGGGAAGGUUGCCAUCGAGCUGGGGGCAGGCACUGGACUGGUGGGCAUCGUGGCAGCUCUUCUAGGUGCCAAAAAAGUGACCAUCACAGACCGUGAGCCUGCCUUGGGCUUCCUUGCAGCCAAUGUGAAAGAGAACAUUCCCCCGGAUCAGCUAGGAGCAGUGGAGGUCUCAGAACUGACCUGGGGCCAGGGAUUGGAGCGCUAUCCCAAAGGAGGCUUUGACAUAGUGCUGGGAGCAGACAUUGUUUACCUGGAAGACACAUUUCCAUCAUUACUGCAAACGAUGGAGCACCUCAGCUCAGAGAGUAGUGUAGUGCUACUGGCCUGCAAGAUCCGCUACCAGCGAGACACUAACUUCCUGAGCAUGCUGAAGCAGCGCUUCACAGUACACCAGGUGCACUAUGACAAGGAAAGAGACAUUCACAUCUACAAGGCUGUGAAGCUUCCAGCAAGGAGAGAUCUGUAGGAACCACUGAUGGGGGAUGUGAGGGGUUUGAAUCACAGUGGAUGGAUCAAUGUGCUGUCAAUCAUUGAUGGUUCAGGGAGCUACUACUCAUAAAUGGGCAGUCAGUGAGAUGGUUCAUGGAGGAUGGUUUUGUUUCAUGCAGGGUUGUGUCCAGUAGGGAGAAAAUAUGGAGCUACAACCCAGCUACUGUGGGUGAUUGUAAUCGUCUUAAUUUCAUUCAUCCCUUUUUGAUAAAAAUGGAUUUGAAAACAAAUUAAGACAUCUGAAAAAUAAUACCAGAAACACAUUUAUUAACAGCUGCCAAAAACAAAUAGUAGAAUCUGUAAUAUAAUUGUUUUGCUUUUUUCAUACAAGUGAAUGCUGACAUUAAGAAAUACAACGUUUACAAAAUAUGAACAGAAAUGGCAAGUGUUUUAAAAAUAAGAUGCAUAUAUGUUAUUUAUGACAGAUGGCUACGUAAAAACAAAAUAAUACAAUAUGGCAUUCUGUUAUCCAAUCAAACAGAAGACCGGGUUCAGUAAGCAAAUGUUAUGGAACAUUGCCGAUAGAAAUAUAGUUGACAUGAAUCCUUAUUUUACAUGUCAGAAAGGCAUGUCUGUUCUACAAAACAGUACUAGUUGAACAUUUGUAUCUGUUCCACAUUGUUGUGAGCUGCUGAACGCGCCCUGGUGUAAUCCCACGUUUGUUGAUGAGUUGUCAGUCUAAAUGUCAGCGAUGGAUCCCAAAAUCGAGGUCUACGUCAUCACUGCAGAUCCAAGCAAACUAUCCCUUUUAACUAACUACAUGAUAGAAAAUGCUUCUUCCCUUGUUCUAUCAGAAGUGUUUGAGGCACAACAGAUGAAAAAGUGAGAUUGUGGGGCUAAUCCUAACUUUCACUCUACAAUCCCAUUGAUGUCAAUGCAUGAUUAAUUUAAGUGGAAGUUAGGAUAUCCUCCAAUAUGAUUAUGCCUUAUGCCUGUUCAGGCCAUGGAGAAACAAACAAGAAGGAGACUCAAACACACACACUGCCUCAGACAUCGUAUACAUUACAUGAAUGCCUAAAAGCAAACUAUACAACACCCAUAGUCUACCCUUCAGUCAUAUUUCACAACUCCUCCUGUCAGCUGUGUGGUAGCUCAGUCUACAUUAGCACAACUCUUUAAAAAGGUACUCCGCGAAAUGACUUUCCCCCCGAGCAGCACCGGAGAUAUUGAGAUGAGCGAGAUGCAACACUGCCAUCACACAGUAUCACUUCACGUUGUAGUGGUAGCCAUGGCAACAAAACAGCGGAGAAGUUGAGUCUCUCGCUUCAACACACUUAGUUGUGGAAAUUGACCCACUAUGCUGUUUACAUUCUGCAUCUACGUCAUAUCGCUGAGGUUACCUUUUAAUGCCUGUUAGUUGUUGCAGACAAUCCACCCACAAUCCAUCUCCUACCCCAAAACACCCGACUUAACAAUGCUGAAUAACAAAAGUUGGCAAGCAGAAAAAUUCAAUACAUGAUAAACCAACUCAAGCUCAAAGAUAAUACAUUUCAUCUGACAGUGGUUGGGAUCUACAGUCCACAUAAAGUGUUAUUAAGUAACAGAAGAGUUAAAGCAAUCAUCAGCCUAAAUACUGAAUAG